Anopheles moucheti is the source of this 1830-nucleotide messenger RNA. RefSeq names its product CD9 antigen-like. The record is from RefSeq and is a predicted model, not a curated record. The transcript has 5 exons. Gene Ontology annotation, cellular component: membrane. Bases 240 to 1046 code for a protein of 268 amino acids. NCBI's taxonomy places the organism in Eukaryota, Metazoa, Arthropoda, Insecta, Diptera, Culicidae.
GAAGAAGAACAAGAAACGAAAGCAAACUCUCCCAAACUAAAAUUUGCAAACAAAUUGUGUGUGGCCUAGGCAACUGAUUGGCUGUGGUGCCCGUAAGCGAACAUCUGCUGAGCAUAUGUAACGCAAAAGUGCAAUCGUGUGCAACUCUACGCCAUAUUUGAUAAAUCACGCUUGUCACACACGCCUGUCCCACCGAAUCUCGCAAUCAGUCUGAAAAAUCUCCAAGCCCCAUUUCGGAAAUGGCUAUCAAAGGGUGUUGUUCCGUGGUGAAGUACUUGGUGGUGCUGGUGAAUCUACUGUUUUGGGUCGUCGGGUUUUUGAUCGUUUCGUUGGCCAUCUGGAUGCUGUCGGAUCCGACCUUCCUGAUAUCGAUGACCCAAAACGAGAAGAACUACACGAUCGGAUUGUAUAUCUUCCUGACGGUCGGUGGGCUCAUGCUGAUCGUCGCCUUUCUUGGGUGCUGUGGCGCAUUUAAGGAAUCACAGUGGAUGCUCACCUCGUUUUUCUGCUGUCUGUUGAUGGUGCUUGUUGCUGAGCUGGCAGCUGGCGCUUGGGCAUUCCAAAACUCCAACAAACUCGACGAUGUGGUGCGUUCGGCAGUGAAGGAAGCUGUGCAUACACAGUAUGGUGUUAUACCCACCCGUACCGCCACACUGGAUGCUAUUCAGAAGCAUUACAAGUGCUGCGGUGCCGAAGGACCGAAUGACUGGCAAUUAAGUGCGUUCAACAACGUGGAACGUACGACGCUCAGCGUAGAAAUCUCCAAUCAACCGACCAGCUACAAAGUGCCGGAAACCUGCUGCGUGGCCAACAUCACACCGGAACAGUGCAAAAGAGCCACGCAAAUGGAAUUCCUGGCAUCGAUGAAGACGAAGUCAGAUUUAUUCGUAGACGGUUGCACGGAAAAGUUAGUGAAAGCGGUACAGGAAAACAUCAAACUAAUUUGCUACGUUGGUGCUGCCAUCGUGGGUAUUGAGAUGCUGACGCUGAUACUUUCCUUGCUGCUGUGCUGCGCAAUCCGCCGGAACGAUAAUUACAAGCACUAAAGCCACGGGUCGAUUGUAAAUGUCGAUUUUCAAGCAUGCUUUUUAGUCUCCGUAUGCAUAUUUAUAUGUGUAUCAAUCUAUAUAUAUAUACAUAUAUAUACACAUUUAUUUACUUAACGAAUCCCUAGAACGUAGAUCUGAUAACAAUGGCCAUGACAAAGCUUUUAUAUUUUUGUUUUAUAUUUUAAUGAUACGAAAUAAUACUAAACGGUGUUUUAUCUCCCUCUACGUUUUAAAAUUAAUGCGUAAAAAACUUAUUAAAUGUAACUUUUAACACAUACAUAAGACGCACAAAAUCCUGCUGCGCUCGAGAUAACAAAUGGUAUCCUCCCCUCCCAAAGCCAAAUAUACAUCUAUAUAUUUGAUGUUCUUUAAAAAGAAAACAACAACUGCGAAUGGCAAUUAUGCUCUUAUUUAUAUAAUUAACAACAACAAAAAAACAAACAAACGAAAACCCCCUUUUAGUACGCACAACCUCGUAAGUGUAACUGAAUGCUAAACAUAUAUGGAAUAUAUAAAUAUUUUGUUUCUCGCAGAGGUCCGCAGCUAGUUACCGAUGUACUUUAACGAAACAAAAAAAUGGCAGUUACAGUAGGUCUCGAUACUCUUUUGGGUCACGAGACUCAUGCAGAAAAUCAUAACUGUAGGUCAUUCUUCGUACAAAAAAUAUGCAAAACACACACACAAAACCAGAUCAGGUUGUUUGAUAUCGAAAUAAUGGUAAAUGUCUAGAAAUGAUUGUGUUCUCUAAAGUUUAAGAAGAAUAAAGUUUUAUUUUAUACUC